Messenger RNA from Ceratitis capitata (Mediterranean fruit fly), 725 nucleotides. Its product is annotated as cecropin-2-like. Gene Ontology annotation, cellular component: extracellular region. Gene Ontology annotation, biological process: defense response to Gram-positive bacterium; defense response to Gram-negative bacterium; antibacterial humoral response. Lineage: Eukaryota; Metazoa; Arthropoda; Insecta; Diptera; Tephritidae. The transcript has 2 exons. The coding region runs from base 426 to 617 and encodes 63 amino acids. The record is from RefSeq and is a predicted model, not a curated record.
ACAUAUGUACAUAUAUCAUAUAUAUGGGACGUUCUAUGUAUGCUCAUUCCAUUUGCAGAUAAAAAUCUUAUAACAAAAAAUCAUCGAAUCACAAUUUUGUACGGAAUAACCCAAAAGUUUGCACAAACAAUAAAAUGCAUACUUGCGAGUAUUCGUAUGGAUCUUACUGGUGCCAUACGUGUAGUAAUAGUCGAUUGUGACGAAAGAAAUCCCCGGCGGCGCUGAUAAGAAAUAUUUUUACGUUGAAUGAAUAACUCAAGUGGGAGAUCACUCUGACGAUCAAUUAUCUCUUCAUAUAAAAGCUGCACGGAAUAACUGAAUGAUCGCCAGACACAAUUCGAACGUCACAGCAAAUAGCAGCUCUCGCAACUGCAGAAAAUAGCAUUUUAAUACACGAAUAACACAAAGAAAUAAACAUAUUCGAAAUGAAUUUCAACAAAGUAUUGGUUCUCCUCGCUGUCAUCUUUGCCGUUUUCGCUGGACAAACCGAGGCAGGUUGGCUGAAGAAGAUUGGCAAGAAAAUUGAGCGCGUCGGCCAACAUACACGAGAUGCCACAAUCCAGACCAUCGGUGUGGCCCAACAGGCUGCCAAUGUUGCUGCAACGCUGAAGGGAUAAACUUGUUUUAUUUAUAUUAGCUGAUAAAACAUAUAAAUGUAAAUGUAGAUUAAGUGAUUAAUUUAUUUAUUUCAGACUGUUUGAUAUUAAAGCAAAACUUUUGCACGA